This is a messenger RNA of Patiria miniata (bat star), 3287 nucleotides long. RefSeq names its product prominin-1-A-like (gene prom1). The coding region runs from base 325 to 3006 and encodes 893 amino acids. Gene Ontology annotation, cellular component: prominosome; apical plasma membrane; microvillus. The record is from RefSeq and is a predicted model, not a curated record. The transcript has 24 exons. NCBI's taxonomy places the organism in Eukaryota, Metazoa, Echinodermata, Asteroidea, Valvatida, Asterinidae. Gene Ontology annotation, molecular function: cholesterol binding.
GUGACACUGACAGCUGAAGAAAAAACACGAUCGAACUGCUAUCGAGACGAGGGAGUGGGGAAACCUCCUUUUCAGGCAAGGUAGAUGUUUUGCAAGGACGUAUCUGCUUGAUUGGGGGAAUUGACAUGUAACCAGGGAACAUCAAUGCAUGAUCUGCUUCCGUUUCAGCAAGUGUAAGCCACUGCAGAAACUUCCUCGACAAACAGGCGCACAGUCGUUGAAGGACAUCGCAGUGUACAACCAACGGGGCCUUCUUUGAUUGUCUUUUUCUGCUAUCUGGAAAGUCAAAAAGACGAAAAGAGAAAAACCCAAGAACAACCAACCAUGGAGUAUACGAGACCACAAAGACAGAUGUACGCUCUCCUUUUGGUUUGCGUCGUGGGUUUAAGUUUUGUCGGAGAGGCGGAGGGGAACAUAAAAGCCAGCAACGGUUCGAUAACGUGGAGCGAUUUGCCGCCCGACCCGCAAUACAACACAACAACGGACAAGCCCGAUCUCACCUUUGACAUAGUAUUCACUGUGGCGUCGGAAUUUAUCCACGCGGUGGCUCCAAAUGAAUUUCCUUGGGAGCUUUUGAGAGGGAUUAUCAAUGGCACAGUAAAUCCCCUACAAGACUACAAGGAUUUUGUGAGUUAUUCAGCGGGCUUCAUCGCCUGCUUUUCGUUGGCUCUGCUGUUCGUGGUGGCCAUGCCCAUCACCGGUCUCAUCUUCUGCUGCUGUCGCUGCUGCGAGAACUGCGGCGGGAAGAUGCUGCAGCGGGACAAGUACAACACGACGUGCCGACGCGUCAGCUUCGGGAUCCUGUUGCUGUUCAUCACGGCACUAAUGACAUUGGGUCUUGCCGGAGUUGUAAUGGCCAAUUCCCAGAUGUCGACGUCAGUGAACGACAUCAAAGGCACGAUAGACACCAACCUGGACGACCUGGGUGCUUACAUCAAGCAUACUUUUCAGGAGUUUGAUUUCUUGGCGUUCCGGCAGUUUGGCUUCGUGUCCAGUCUGAUUUGGAAAGACCUCUUUAAUGUUGAUAAGCUGAUAGGCAAACCUGUACGGGACAACUUUGCAAGGAAGGUCGACCCGGCCUUAGGAUCCGUGUACCGGCUUGGGAGAGAGUCAAUAGGCCUUCAGGCUAAUUUGAUAGCCGUCAACCAGUCGGUCAACCAACUCAAAGAGAACGGCUCCAGACUGCAGGAGGCCCUGGACCUGGCCAGGAACGACAUCAACGCCACGCUGCAGUCCAUCCAGUGCGUGCCGGGGCCCGGGCAAGUCUGCCCGAAGGAUGAGAUAGAUCUGAAUCGUGUCAAUACAGCGGCAGAUUUCAAAAUUAUUGACAUUGCGGCCGAGUUGAACCGAGUCAACGAUGCCCUGAAGAUCAACAUCACAGACAAGGCUGAUCAGGGCCAGCAAGAACUGGACGACAUCCCUAACAAAGUCAAGAACGAAAGCCAGGAUGUCAUUGACCAAUUCAUGGAUGAACUUGAAAAGUUGCAGGAGAGUGUUCAGCAGGAGGUUGACGAUAUCACCUUUGAGCUCUCACCUGAGAUUGAGAAGUUUCUAGCACUGUUCUCAAGUGACUCCACGGCUCCUCAAGCGCAACAGCUCUACGACGUCAUUGCAUUUGUCCAAAUGCUUGACAGAUACAGGUUUUACGUGGGCAUGGCCCUCUCCAGUAUCAUCUUCAUCGUCGUCCUAUGCAACUUCCUGGGCAUGAUGUUUGGGGAGUGUGGCCGGUUUAAAGGAGACAGGCCCACCGAGCGGGCAUGCCUGUCCAACUUUGGUGGGACACUGCUGCUCGCGGGCGUGGCCUUCUCCUUCAUCUUCUCCGCCUUCAUCAUGAUACUGACCACACUGUGUUUCCUACUGGGCGGCGUGUCGGAGAAAGUCGUCUGCGAGCCGAUUACGACCAGAUCCAUCUUCAAAGAGGUCAUAGACUAUCCGUACCUGAUUGACAAGACAUCGCAGUACUGGCUCAGCGAUAAUCUGUUUGGGAAAGGAAAGGACCCGCUGACUGUCGAGAGCUUGAUCAUCUCUUGUGAAAUUGACGAGGGUUUGUACAGUGCGUUGAGGCUUGGGAACAUCUACAACAUAACCGCAGCGCUGGAUUACAGAAAGUUAUACCCGGACAUUGGGACCAAACUAGACGGCAUCAAUCUGGACCUGUCGCAAGUGGUAAUUCUGGAUCCUGAGACAAAGACGGCCUUGAGAAAUUUUGUCGAUUCCGGAGUGGCCGACGUCAACUACACGAAGUAUCUGGAGGAGAUAAAAAAAGGGGUGACACAGGUGAAUCUCACACACCUUGCUGGCCGGCUGGAGGGAUAUGCAGUGGAUCCGUUGCCUUAUUCAAAUCGGACUCGAUUAAUGGAGCAUGCCACCACAUUACGGAACAUUCAGAAGGACUUUGUGGAGCCAAUGGCUAGCUAUGUGAAUUCCCUGGAGAGGAAUUUAGACGCUUUACUGGCCAAAGCCGGCGACCUGAGCCCGCUAGUCAACGAGUCUUUAACCAACAUCGAGGACACUCAAGAUUACAUACACACAACAGGACCCGAUCUUUUCCGCGUGGCUGUUCAGAGCUUUGUGGACGGUAUCAUUGACUACGUGGACCAGUACGUCCUGUAUGUCCUGACGCAGGUGAAUAACGAGGUGGGCGGUUGUAAACCUAUCGCCAAUCUGUACGACUCGUUGGAGGUUCUGGUCUGCAACAACAUGGUGUAUUCGUUUAACGGUUUCUGGCUCUGUCUGGGCUGGUGUGUGCUCCUCUUCAUUCCCAGCAUCAUCUUUGCUGUCAAGCUUUCCAAGUUCUACCGGCGGAUGCGCUUCUAUGAAGACUACUACAAUGCAAAAAGCCCAGUCUCUGGAGAGAAUCACGGCGAUGUGGUUCGGUUGAAGUCCUUGGUAAAUGGAGCGUUUCCUCUGUCCAUGCAAAUCAUUCUCAUUCCAUGUGUCACUCAUUUACAUGUAGAUGAUGAACCAAUCAUGCCAAUGCCAUACCAUAGGUGCUGCUUGCUGUAGUACAAUUUCAAAGGUUGUCUUUACUAAUCAUCUCGCAUGAGACUUGAAAUUUGCUAGGUGAUUAAACCCUCUCCUAAUACUUUAGCACAUUGUUAUUGACUUGGCUCUUCCAAGUACUGAAAAAUUGUGUAGUCAGUCAUGGGGAGAUCUCUAGACGCUGUUCAAGUCUCAAUUACGGUAGUUCAAACCUCACGUUUUUGUUCAACCUAGACUAGCUAGCUGGUUGACCUCAAUCUGCAUGUUGACCCCAGCGGGCCUGGUAAAACUUGGUUAGGCAAAUU